AUGUCGCUUCUCGAUCCCCGCCAAUUCUUGAUGCCGGCGUUUUAUCUCGAUCCGGCGACACAAGCGCUUCUUGCUCAAGUCUCGAAUCAAACAGCCACGCAUCCCAACAAACUUGUUGGACUUCCGGCAUCAUCGUUUCGAAUUUCCGAUUUGUUGGAAACAUCGCACAAUACGUCAUCUGAAUCAGACCCCUCACCAGUGUCAAUUAAAUCCGAGUCCUCAACACCGCCACGACCACAUAGUCCAUAUACAGAACGAUCAAAUACUGGAAGCCCGAGCAUGUCGGGAGGAUCUAAGAAAGCUAGAAAGGCGCGAACAAUCUUUACUGACAAGCAGCUCCAAGAGCUCGAGAACACGUUUGAGAAGCACAAAUAUCUUUCUGUGCAGGAUCGAAUGGAACUGGCUCAUCGCAUGGGUCUUACUGACACCCAAGUCAAGACUUGGUAUCAAAACAGAAGAACCAAGUGGAAGAGACAAGCGACUACCGGAAUGGAUCUUCUUGCCGAGCCCGGAAACCUUGCCGCAGUUCAAAACCUCAUCCGGAAUAAUUCCUACUGGACCAGUUAUCUCCCAAACCUUCCCAUUGUCCCAAUGGGAAUGCCAAUUCCAAUGAUAGUGCCGCCCGCUCAGAAUUUCCAAUCAAUUUCAUCCCCAUCAACAAACAGCAACAAAUCCUCAUCGCCACCAUUAGACGUAUCAGCAAAUGACUAA
Messenger RNA from Caenorhabditis bovis, 711 nucleotides. The record is from the annotation of a GenBank genome assembly. Lineage: Eukaryota; Metazoa; Nematoda; Chromadorea; Rhabditida; Rhabditidae.